UCACAAGUAUGGAACACUAUUAAGUGUGCUUUUCCAGAGAAUGAUUGUUGUAGCAGAAUUAUAACCACUGCACGCAUUGUUGAUGCAGCCAAGUCAUGUUGUCUGAGUACUGAUGACCGCAUGUAUGCAAUGGAACCACUAAGUGAUGUUAACUCUAGAGGCUUGUUCUUCAAAAGGAUAUUUGGCUCUGAUGGUUGUUGUCCUGAUAUGCUCAAGGAAGUUUCAAAUGAAAUCCUAAAAAAGUGUGCAGGCCUACCAUUGGCAAUUGUCACUAUAUCUAGUUUGUUGGCAAACAGAUCAGCUACCAAGGAGGAGUGGGAGAAGGUUAAAAGGUCAUGUGGUUCUGCACUGGAAAAUAACCAAAGUCUAGAGGGAAUGAAUAGCAUACUAUCCCUUAGCUAUAAUGUUCUUCCACCUAAUCUCAAGACCUGUCUGUUGUAUUUAAGUGUAUUUCCUGAGGAUUGUGAGAUUGACAAAGAGAGGUUAGUGAGGAGAUGGAUAGCAGAAGGUUUUAUCCAGGAAGAGCGUGGACAGAGCCGACAAGAGGUCGCCGAGAACUACUUUUACGAUCUUAUCAACAAAAGCAUGGUACAACCAGUGGACACUGGGUAUGAUGGUAAGGUUCGUGCCUGCCGAGUUCACGAUAUGAUGCUUGAAAUUAUUAUUUCAAAAGCAGUUGAAGAUAAUUUUGUCACUGUGGUAGGCAGAGGCCAAACAAGUUUGACUACUCGUCAUGGUUUUAUUCGGCGACUAUCAGUUCAGCACAUUGACCAGGAGAUGGCAUCCGCAUUAGCAAAUGAAGAUCUAAGUCAAGCUCAAUCUUUAAUAGUAACAUCAUCAGGUUAUAUGGAACAAUUUCCUAGUCUUCUUAAAUUUGAAGCUUUACGUGUAUUGGACUUUGAAGGUUGUGAGGGUUUGGAAGAGUAUGACAUGAACAAUAUGGACAAAUUAUACCAGCUUAAGUUUCUCAGCCUAAGGGGCACCAUCAUUUCAAAGCUACCACCAAGUGUUGUGAUGCUACACGAUCUAGAGGCCAUAGAUCUUAGGGACACACAAAUAGUAGAGUUGCCGGCUGGAAUUAUCUGUCUCAGUAAUCUACAGUAUCUACCCACAGGAAAACAACUCCUUCCUGAUGGGAUCAACAAUAUGAGAAGCAGCAUAAGGGUGCCCCCAAUAUUUGAUAUUACGAGGAGUUCAUUGGAUGCUUUGGAGGAUAUCGGGAGCCUUACCGGAUUGAAUGAAGUCAAAUUAUCGCUGGAGAAGAAACAUUGUCGGGAGUUAUCAGGAAAUGAUACUCUCCUUGCUAUGCAAGCUUGGGAGCUGCAAACUCCAAUCUUUUCGCUCACAAGUCUUGCUCGUCUGAAAAUAAAUUUAGCUGCAUUAAGGGAGGAGGAUCUGGACACUCUUGGUGAGCUCUCACCAUUAAUUGUUCUACAGUCGUGA
Molecule: messenger RNA, 1443 nt
Organism: Triticum dicoccoides
Lineage: Eukaryota; Viridiplantae; Streptophyta; Magnoliopsida; Poales; Poaceae
Product: disease resistance protein RGA5-like
Exons: 3
Biological process (GO): defense response to other organism
Molecular function (GO): ADP binding
Source: RefSeq, a predicted model, not a curated record